This is a messenger RNA of Erinaceus europaeus (western European hedgehog), 3291 nucleotides long. RefSeq names its product nuclear autoantigenic sperm protein (gene NASP). Lineage: Eukaryota; Metazoa; Chordata; Mammalia; Eulipotyphla; Erinaceidae. The transcript has 15 exons. The coding region runs from base 110 to 2449 and encodes 779 amino acids. The record is from RefSeq and is a predicted model, not a curated record. Gene Ontology annotation, molecular function: histone binding. Gene Ontology annotation, cellular component: nucleoplasm. Gene Ontology annotation, biological process: DNA replication-dependent chromatin assembly; CENP-A containing chromatin assembly.
CCUCCAAUCUGCCAUUUUCUGUCGGUAGAUAGGUGCCUUGCCUCUCAAGCUUCUUCUGUUUUCCUUAUAGGAUCUGUUCCGUCCAUUGGUUCACCGCCUCAGGGCAACGAUGGCCGCUGAGUCCACAGCCACUGCCGCCAUUGCCGGAGAGCUGGUUUCCACCGACAAGACUGAAGAAGAUGCCCCUGCUCCUUCUACCUCUGCAGAUAAAAUAGAGAGUGUGGAUGUGGAUAGUGAAGCAAAGAAAUUACUGGGCUUGGGACAAAAAAACCUUGUGAUGGGGGAUAUCCCAGCAGCUGUAAAUGCAUUCCAGGAAGCUGCUAGCCUUUUAGGUAAGAAGUAUGGAGAGACGGCUAAUGAGUGUGGAGAAGCCUUCUUUUUCUAUGGGAAAUCACUUCUGGAGCUGGCAAGAAUGGAGAAUGGUGUGUUGGGAAAUGCCCUGGAAGGUGUGCAUGUAGAAGAGGAGGAAGGAGAAAAAACAGAAGAUGAAUCCCUGGUAGAAAAUAAUAAUGUAGAUGAGGAAGCAAGGGAAGAGUUGAGAGAACAGGUUUAUGACGCCAUGGGAGAAAAAGCAGCAAAAAAAAUAGAAGACAAGUCUAUUGUAAAGCCUGAACCUGAUAAAGAACAGGAGACUGAAAUGGAGAAGGGAGAACAAGAAGAUAUGGAUAUAAGUGAGCCUUCCACAGAACUACAGGAAAAAGUUGAGUCAAAUCUGGAUCAGUUAACUGAAACUACUGAAGAGGCAAAAGGAACAGCAGAAGCAGGACUAAAUGAUGCUGAAGUCACUUCUGGGAAGUCAGAACAGGAAGUACCAGAUGCUGAGGAAGGAAAAUUAGUUUCUAGCAUAGAUGUCCAAGAAGAGUGCACAGAAAAAAGAGUUCAGGAAAAGCAGGGAGAAGUCAUUGUGAGCAUAGAGGAGAAGCCGAAAGAAACAUCAGAAGAGCAGUCUGUUGUGACCCUAGAAAAUAAGAGUAUGACAAUGGAAGUAGAAGCAGAGCCUGUAGCUCCAACAGAAAAGACAGUGGAAGUGGGUGGGCAUGACUCAAAGGCAGAGGCCUCUGAAAAUGAGCCAGGAAAGGCUAUUGUUGAGCAGCUGGUAGGGCAAGAAAUGCUUCCUACUAAAAAGUCACCAAAGGUGACAGCAGAGGCUCCGGAAGCCUUAGCUGGAGAAGCUGGUUCAGAUGUCUCUGGGGAUUUGGGGCAGGAAGCCACUGUUCUUAAGGAUGGUGCAGUCAAUGGACUGUCAGCUGCAGAUCUGACUCCUGUUGAGCCACAGACUUCUGCAGAAGGACUGGCAGAAACAAAAGAUGGCUCAGAACUAGAAGUCAGGGCAGAGUUGGUUCCUAGCCAAGAGACUAAGCUGCCUAUAGAAGAGUCUGAGGCAGCUGGAGAUGAGGUUGUGACCAAGUUAGCCCAGGAAGCUACUGAGAAAUCGGAAGACAAAGUUAAGGUAGCUGCUAAUGAAGAGACAGAAGAACAGAUGAAAGAGGGUGAAGAAACUGAAGGUUCAGAAGAAGAUGAAAAAGGAAAUGACAAGGCUGAAGAAACACCAAAUGACCCAGUUCUUGAAAACAAGUCUCAAGAAAAUGAAGAGGAGGAAAUCGGGAACCUAGAACUUGCCUGGGACAUGCUGGAUUUAGCAAAGAUAAUUUUUAAGAGGCAAGAAACAAAAGAAGCUCAGCUUUAUGCUGCACAGGCACAUCUUAAACUUGGAGAAGUUAGUGUUGAAUCUGAGAAUUAUGUCCAGGCUAUAGAGGAGUUCCAGUCUUGCUUAAACCUCCAAGAGCAAUACCUGGAAGCCCAUGACCGUCUCCUUGCAGAGACCCACUACCAGCUUGGCUUGGCCCAUGGAUACAAUUCUCAGUAUGAUGAGGCAGUAGCACAGUUCAGCAAGUCUAUCGAAGUCAUUGAGAAGAGAGUAGCCGUUUUAAGCGAUCAGAUGAAGGAGGCAGAAGGAUCCCCUACUGAAUAUGAGAAAGAAAUUGAGGAGCUGAAAGAUCUGCUACCUGAAAUUAAAGAGAAGAUAGAAGAUGCCAAAGAGUCUCAGCGGAGUGGGAAUGUAGCUGAAUUGGCUCUGAAAGCAACUCUGGUGGAAAGCUCUACUUCAGGCUUCACUCCCAGUGGAACAGGUGCCUCAGUCUCCAUGAUUGCCAGUAGAAAGUCAACAGAUGGUGCUUCCUCGUCAAACCAUGUGACUGACAUUUCUCACCUUGUCAGAAAGAAGAGAAAACCAGAGGAAGAUAGCCCUCAGAAAGAUGAUGCAAAGAAAGCCAAACAAGAACCAGAGGUGAAUGGAGACAACGGAGAUGCUGUCUCCAGUGGAGAUGCUGUCUCCAGUGGAAAUGAAGUUUCCGAAAACAUGGAGGAGGGUAAGAAUCAGGCUGAGAGCCUGGCAGCAGUGGAGGGGACAGUGGAGGCCGGAGCUACAGUUGCAAGCACUGCAUGUUAAGAGAGGGAGCAUAGCCUUCCUCCUGAGGGAAAGUGUUUUGUAUAUAAUGUAUUUUUUCACUUUUGGGGGAAUUCUUUUUGUAUAACUUCAAUAAAGAUUGUAAGCAAAGGUUGAGACUUGAAUGGUUUUUUCCCCCCUUAAAUAUUGACUAACUCUGUGCCUUGGAGCACUCCAGAUUUUAUAUUGUGGUCAAACUCAGUCCCAUCCUCCAAUUCUGUACUGCUCUGUUGGGGGUUAUAAGCUAUUUCUAUCCAUCUAAUAUUUCUAUCCAUCUAAUAUGGAUAUGAAUUUCUAUCCAUCUAAUAUGGAGGUGGUCAAAUAAGCAUUGGCUCUGGGCCCUUUAUUUUUCAAUGGUGCUAUCUAAUUUUUCCAUUUUAUAUACAUGACUGAACAUAGUUGUUACAUAACUUUCACUGGUGCUGUCUCUUGAUGGGGGCUAUAAAAACAAGAUUUGGUAAAGAUCUUGCUCUGGUGCUGAGUAUCUUUUAGACUUUGUAAGCCUCUAUGCCAGGCCUUAAGGUAGUUACAUUUAUCUAUUUAGUCUUCACCUAGAGCCAAGAUUCUGUUGUGUGUGGGGGGGAAGCUGAAGAAAAUUAGGGGGACGACUUGAUCAGUGUGGAAAACUGGUGUGCUGAACUUUCUGAUCUGAAAAUAGCUAAGUCACUCUCAAAGACACUUUAGUUAUGGUUGGAAGGAUUGGGGCUGGGAAUGGUUAAGUUCCAUUUGUUAUUCUCUUGUGUAGAAAAUUGAACUAUGCUAAUACUUGGAAUUGUUAAUCCCAAUUGCAGUUUUGACUUCUCUAAAUAAAGAUACAAAAAAAAAAGAAAAAAAGAAAAAUGGGG